CUCUUAUUUUAGCAAAUGUGAUUGGUAAUAUGGAUUUUAUCGAUACUUGAAAUGCAUAAUAAAUUAGUCUGCCGAACUUACUAAAGUAGUUUUUCUUAGCGGGGUACGUACACAAGCUUAUGUCAACAGCGGCGGAUCCAGGAUUAGAUAGAGCACUGGGCCACAUUGGAAAAAAGCAGAGAAGGCUGGGCCGUAACACGACGAAUAAUGAAACAAACACCGAAACAAACAUCAAAAAUAAAAAAUUUACACGUGUUAUACUAGCUCUGGAUCGAGAGAGGGCUGGGCCGUGGCCCGGGGGCGGCCCCCUAGAUCCGCCGCUGCAUGUCAAUGUAGUGUGAAUAGACAAAGGGCAAGUAGAUUGUGGUCUUAUGUAAGCAACUAAGAGUUGAUUGUAAGAUGGGAGAAAUUGAAGGCUUAAGGCAAAUUAUUGUAGCUAUCACCAACCCCUUCAUUCUUAGUAAUUCAUACUAAACCCUCCCUUCCACCUUUAAAUUAUGUUAAUCACAGAAGUUUGAGGUAACAUCUCCGUAAAAGUUGAAUCAUUUGAGCGGCAAAGAAAGGAAGAAAAAGAAAAGAAAAGAAAAACAAUCAUUUCAACGUUCUAAGCAUUCAAUUAUUAUUUUUUUUUUUUAAUUCCUAUUCUUUUCCCCGCUUUUCCCCAUCGCUAAGUAAGAAAAUAUGUGUUUUUUUAAAAACAAAACCACUCCCUUCUUCAACACUCCUUCCCGCCUCACUCCGCAGAGCUCUCCCUGUCCUCGCCGCCAUGAAACCGAAACUCUCCAUUUCCUUCUUCUUCCUCUUCUUCUCCAUCUCAGCCGCAGCUCCUCCGGCUAACGACACGGAAGCUCUAACGCUCUUCCGCCUCCAAACCGACACCCACGGCAACCUCCGCUCCAACUGGACCACCACCACCACCUCAAACGUCCCCUGCUCCUGGCUCGGCGUAGGCUGCUCUGCCGACAACGGCCGCGUCAUCUCACUCUCCCUCCCUUCUCUCUCCCUCCGCGGUCCGAUCAACUCUCUCGCCUCCCUCGACCAGCUCCGCCUCCUCGACCUUCACGACAACCGCCUCAAUGGCACUGUUUCCCCGGUCACCAACUGCUCCAACCUCAAGCUCCUCUACCUUGCCGGAAACGACUUCUCAGGCGAGAUCCCUCCGUCGAUCUCCUCCCUCCACCGAAUCCUCCGCUUGGACUUGUCGGACAACAACCUCGCCGGUUCAAUCCCUCCGGAAAUUGGCAAUUUGACCAAGCUGUUGACUCUUCGGCUCCAGAACAAUGCGCUCACCGGCCGAAUUCCAGACAUCUCUGGUUCGAUCCCCGGAUUGAAAGAGCUGAAUCUGUCCAAUAAUGAGCUGUACGGAAGGGUCCCCGGUGGGUUGGAGAAGAAAUUCGGCCGCCGGGGGUUCUUCGGGAACGAAGGGCUCUGUGGAUCCGGUCCUUCGCUGCCCGUGUGUUCAUUUACAGGGGACGAAACGGUGCCCUCGAACCCAACCACGAUUCCGCAAUGGAGCAGCCCUCCCGUUGUGGAAAGCCAAACUUCGCAGCGGCCGGGGCACAGAGGAUUGGGCACCGCCGCGAUGGCGGCGAUAAUCAUUGCCAUCUGUGUCACAUUCCUCGUAGCGGCGUCGUUCCUAGUCGCCUACUGCUGCGGCCGCGGCAGUGGCGGCGGAGUCGGAGACGGUGGAUCAUCGAAGGUGGGGAGCGAGAUCGAGAGCGGUGGCGGCGUGAAAAGGAGGAGCAGUUACGGCGGAACGGAGAGCGAUGGGACGGAGAGGAGCAAGCUGGUGUUCUAUGACGGCGGGAAGGAUCAGCCCAUGCCGUUCGAAUUGGAGGAUUUGCUCAAGGCGUCGGCGGAGAUGCUGGGGAAGGGGAGUUUGGGGACGGUGUACAAGGCAGUGCUGGACGGCGGGUGGACAGUGGCCGUGAAGCGGCUGAAGGACGCGAAUCCUUGUGGGAGAAGGGAGUUCGAACAGUACAUGGAAGUGAUCGGAAAGCUGAAGCAUCCCAAUAUCGUCAGGUUCAGAGCUUAUUACUAUGCUAAGGAAGAGAAGCUUCUGGUGUACGAUUUCAUGCCCAAUGGCAGCCUCCAUUGGCUUCUCCAUGGAAACAGAGGACCAGGCCGAAUCCCACUGGAUUGGACCACGAGGAUCAGCUUAGUACUCGGAUCCGCCCGCGGGCUAGCCAAGAUCCACGAGGAAUACCGGUCGGCUCGAAUCCCCCACGGCAACGUGAAAUCAUCCAACGUCCUCCUCGACAAAAACGGCAUCGCUUGCAUUGCCGAUUUCGGCCUCUCCCUGCUCCUCAACCCGGUCCACGCCGUCGCCAGGCUGGGCGGGUACCGGGCUCCCGAGCAGGUGGAGACCAAACGCCUCUCCCAGAAGUCCGACGUGUACAGCUUCGGCGUCCUCCUCCUCGAAGUCCUCACCGGGAGAAACCCCGACGAACUCGUGACGGACGGGGUGGCCGCGGGGGCAGGGGAUCUGCCGAGGUGGGUGAGGUCGGUGGUGAAGGAGGAGUGGACGGCGGAGGUGUUCGAUCAGGAGCUGCUGAGGUACAAGAACAUCGAGGAGGAGCUGGUGUCGAUGCUCCACGUGGCGCUCGCCUGUGUGGCCCCGGCGCCGGAGAAGAGGCCCGAGAUGGUGGAGGUGGCGAGGAUGAUUGAGGAGAUUCGGGUGGAGCAGUCGCCGUUGGGGGAAGAUUGCGACGAGUCGAGGAACUCGCUCUCGCCGUCGCUUGCUACUACUGAGGAUUGAAUUAGACGGAGUCUGAUCUCAUUUAUUUCUCGAGGAGAAUAACUUUGUUUACUGUCGUAAUAGUGGUGGCUUAAGUGUAGUAAGUUAUUUGUUAAGUUCAUUAAUUACUUGUUUCUGUUGGAUGUCCAGGCCCAACAAAGUGUGUAGUUUAGUAGCUAGUUGUCUAGUUUGCUACAUAUUUUGUUUAAGCCUUCGUUCCUGUGAAGUGUACUUGUGUCGUUUGAGUCGUAAGAUGUGGUCGUUUGUUGUUAUUCUUCACCAAUUAGGCCUUCUAAAGGUGUGAACUGCCUUCUAUGAACUUAUAGGGCCUGAAGUUAGCCUUUGAUGGCUAUAUCCUUCUUGGGGUCAUAGACAAAUUUGCCUCAUCCUAGAAGAAAACUUAAGCAUUGCUAUCAAUGGGAUUCACUUAUAUUAGCCGUUGUAUGUUUAUGGGAAUUGAAAUUUUAACAAGCUAGCCUGCUAUUGGUACAGGUAAAUAUUGUCAUAUUAUCAUUUUGAUUUAUUAAUAUAUUCCAACAAUUUUGUGAUUGCGACGGACCAAUGUCUCUUCAUUUUCUUUUUCCCCCAAUAGUUCACUCAUGAAGAGGAAAUAUAAGAUUGAUUUACAUGUUUGUGCGCAGUCAAGAACCAAAGUCGAACCACUAUCAGUUGUAUAACAAACGUGGAGAUAAAUAUAAUACAUGACUUGUCACCAUAGUAUCUUCCUAUUGGUCGUACUCAAUAUAACUAGAUCCCAAGCCCAUAUAAUGAUGCAACGACGUAUUAGUAAUCCUUAGAGCACAAUUCAUCCCGUACAUAGUGAUAGCAAUUUGAACCAGCCUCGUCGGGUAUUACUCGACCUAACUCGCGAUUUGGCCGGUAUUACUCGGCCCGUAGUAGUGUGGGGCGGUCGGACGGAGCAUGAGUAUCUAUUUGCGACCCGCUUUGUCCCACCCGCCCGUUCUUGACCCAUUAUAUCUCAAUUUCUUACAAUAUCUAUUCAUAUUUAUCGUAUUUUGAUUUUUGUUCAACUAGUUAGACUCGAUCUUUCAAUUAGUUAGAUUCAAUUACUCAUUCUACUAUCACUAUUUUUCAUUCAUAAAAGGUUUUCCCCUUCAUUUUAUGAUAAAAAGUAAAUUUGUACGUACUUUUUUCAAAUAACAUAUAAGAGUAGGCCGCCCCGACCUAUUAAUAACGUGAGACGAGACAUGAGUAUUGAGGUACCCGCCUCGUCCGCUCCAUUGCCAUCACUGAUGAUGGCCGUUCUCGUUUCUUGGAUUUUUACCUUGUCGCAUAUCGGCUACAUACAUAUUGUGCACACCCUAAAGCCCAAUCACAGGCCCUUAAAAACAAUCCUCCGUUUUGUUUGUGAUUUAUUAUUAUUAAUUUUUUUUGUUGGGCCAAAUAUUGAGACACUUGGGCUCCAGGCCCAUAGUUACCCAAAACCCAUAAAGAAACGAGUUGGGCCUGAACAGGGGCAAUGAGCCAAAAAAAUAGGCACAAGGCGGUCUUUCCAUACAAACACGACGAAAAUCGUCCGACAUGGACGAGAGACCGCCCGACAUAACGGCAAACGGAUAUCUGUCCCUCCUAGUACGGAGACUGACAAAAGUACGUUCUGACGAUAAAGUCAGAGGCGCCCUGGGACGCCCGACAAGGCAUUAAAUACUCAUAAUCCAACCACAACUAGUAUAAAUACCAAUGUUGUCA
Linum trigynum is the source of this 4447-nucleotide messenger RNA. The record is from the annotation of a GenBank genome assembly. Lineage: Eukaryota; Viridiplantae; Streptophyta; Magnoliopsida; Malpighiales; Linaceae.